Molecule: messenger RNA, 585 nt
Organism: Desarmillaria tabescens
Lineage: Eukaryota; Fungi; Basidiomycota; Agaricomycetes; Agaricales; Physalacriaceae
Exons: 3
Coding region: 1-585 (194 amino acids)
Source: RefSeq, a predicted model, not a curated record
AUGGCAUCCAUCUCAUACAGAGAUUCCAUUCGAUGGCUACCCGAUGAGGCCAGCGAACCCACCGAUACCAUCGUCUUGUCAUCUUCGAAAAGCAACGUCUUCGUAGACGUAAGAUUCGUAAAGGGUACGAAGGAUCUCGACUGGGCUUUCGCUGGAUAUCGAUCUACCUUGGGUCCAGAUGCGACUCAGUUCAUUCAUCUGAUUGAUUCUCGUACAUUGGAUGCACUCAGCGUCGAUGACCGAGGAACCAACAGCGCGUUGCCCGACGAUAGAACAUUAGAAACUGGGACGAUGGUGAACCCUGCUACGGGAAAGAUGGCGGCAUAUGAAGAAAUCUGGCGAGAAGAAACGAGCGACCAAUUUCUGUUUGCCAAGAACUACGAAGGGACGACAUGGCGGGCGAGGGUCGGACGAUGGCAGGUAGCUCUGGGACGUAAUCUGGACGGCGAAUUCUGGGCAUGGCAAGCAGAGAAGGACGAGAACGGAGCGUGGUUGAUGAGGAAUAGCACAGAAACUGGUCUGCAGCAUGCCGACUUGCUGCCGGACGACAUGAUGGUGCUCGACAAGAAUUGGGUCGUGAUUUGA